AUGUAUCCUGUCCAGUACGGCCCGCAACCAUACGUAGCUGCUGUGACGCCUGCAUUCAAUCAACAGCCUGCUCAGGCUUAUCAAGCGCCUCCAGCUUAUCGACCAGCUCCAGUUCAACAACGUGUUGCGGCUCCUCCAACUUAUCAACAAGCACCAGCAGCUCCUGUUUAUCAACAACCGAGAGCUCAAGCGCCGAGGCAAAAUGCUCAAAACCAGAACAUAAGGCAAGGGGAGAGGGCGACCUUCAAUCCAAUCCCAAUGUCGUACACUGAGUUGUAUCCCUCCCUAUUGCAAAAGGGGUUGGUGGUUCCCAGACCUAUGGGACCUCCACCUGACCGUCUUCCUCCAUGGUACAACCCUAAUGCACACUGUCCUUUCCAUGAAGGUGCCCCGGGCAUGACCUAG
Lathyrus oleraceus (garden pea) is the source of this 405-nucleotide messenger RNA. RefSeq names its product extensin-like. The coding region runs from base 1 to 405 and encodes 134 amino acids. Lineage: Eukaryota; Viridiplantae; Streptophyta; Magnoliopsida; Fabales; Fabaceae. The record is from RefSeq and is a predicted model, not a curated record. The transcript has a single exon.